GAACGGAACGUGUUUGUUUUGAUACGUGCGAGCUGUGAGAACAGCCCUUAAAUUCUAUUAAACCGCACGUUAAUCAAACAAAACAAAGAUGCCGAAAGUACGGAGCACAACGGGCAAGCCCCGGACGCAGGGAUUUAACCAUUCCAACCACUCCAUGAAUCCGGAGCGACCAACAAGUGGCCUUAAAGGUGUCGCUCACCCGCGCACCAAGGGCACCAUCAAGCGCCUGCAGAUGUAUCGCAACUUUAAGGCAAAGCGCGAUCGUACUGGCAAAAUUAUUACCCCAGCGCCAUUUCAGGGUCGUCUGCCCGCUGGAACGAUGGCCAGAGUGGAGCCAACUCCGAAAUGGUUCAGCAACUCGCGUGUCAUUUCACAGACAGCUCUGCAAAAGUUCCAGGAUGAGAUUGGCAAGGCUGUUAAGGAUCCUUAUCAGGUCAUAAUGAAACCCUCCCAAUUGCCGGUAACGCUGCUGAACGAGGCCUCCAAGUAUCAACGCGUUCAUCUGUUAGACACAGAGAGCUUCGACAGCGUAUUUGGGCCGAAGAAGCAACGGAAACGUGUCAGCCUUAAGGUGCGUGAUCUAGAGGAUUUGAGCCGUGCAGCGGUUGAGCAGGCCGAUCAAUAUGAUUCUACAAAAGAUGUAGAUCUCAUACGGGAGGACACGGGCGAAAAGAAGGCUGUGCGUGAUUGGGUAUUUGGUGCGGGCCAGAGUAAACGCAUUUGGAACGAGCUUCACAAAGUUGUGGAUGCGUCCGAUGUAUUGCUACAGGUGCUCGAUGCCCGCGAUCCCAUGGGCACACGUUCCAAAUAUAUUGAGGAGUUUUUGCGCAAAGAGAAGCCGCACAAGCAUUUGUUCUUCAUAUUGAACAAAGUGGAUUUGGUGCCCGUGUGGGUGACGCAGCGCUGGGUGGCAAUCCUCAGUGCUGAGUAUCCCACAAUAGCAUUUCAUGCCUCGCUCCAGCAUCCCUUUGGCAAAGGCGCACUCAUCAAUCUGUUCCGGCAGUUGGGCAAACUGCACAUGGAUAAGAAGCAAAUUAGCGUGGGAUUCAUUGGCUAUCCAAAUGUGGGCAAAUCUUCGGUGAUUAAUGCGCUGCGCUCCAAAAAGGUUUGCAAUGUAGCACCCAUUGCGGGCGAAACCAAAGUUUGGCAGUACAUAACGCUAAUGAAGCGCAUAUUCCUCAUCGAUUGUCCCGGCGUGGUUUAUCCCUCUGCCGAAACGGAUACAGAGAAGGUGCUGAAAGGCGUGGUGCGGGUGGAGCUGGUCACCAAUCCGGAGGAUUAUGUGGAAACAGUGUUGCAGCGCGUGCGCAAGGAGUACAUUGCAAAGAACUACAAAAUAGAAAACUGGACGACAUCCACACACUUCCUGGAGCAGUUAGCCAAAAAGUCGGGUAAACUGUUGAAAGGUGGUGAACCGGACAUAACGGUAACAGCGCGCAUGGUGCUCAAUGAUUGGCAGCGCGGCAAGCUGCCUUUCUAUGUGCCACCCGAGGGCUUUGCUACGCCCAAAUCACAGGAGGGCAAACAAGCAGUGGAGGAAACCAUUGCUGCGGAAGAGGAGGCUACUGCUGAGGAUGCGGAUGCUAAAUCGGAGGCGCCCACGUUUGUAAGCGAGUCUGUGAAGCGGGCACGCGAAUUCAAGCAAAUUCAGGACUUCCGUAAAAUUCGCGUGGGUCUGGAUUAUGAGCAGCAGGAUGAGCGCGAACUGGAUCACAUUGAUCUGGAGCUGCUGGAGCAACAGAAAGCAGAGCGUGCCGCACGCAAAAAGGCACGUCUGGUCAAUCCAGAGCAAGAGGAAGAUUCCAGUGAUGGUGCCAGCGAUUUCUACUCUGAGGACGAAUACAAUGAGGAUCUGCAGCGUGUGGUGCACAAAAAAGCCAAGACCAAGAAGGCACAACAGCUGGCCAUCACAUCGUCGGGUAAAUUCCGCAUAGCCAAGGUGCAGCCAGGCGAUUCCGAUGAGUUGGACGAUAGCGAUGACGACGACGGGCCCAGCAGCAGUGCCAAGGCACCACGGCUCAAUGCCAAACAGAAGCGCGCUCUGGAACGCAGCCAGAAGCGCAAGAAAAUUGGCAGCAAUUUCUAUGAAACAACGAAUGUGAAGAAUCGCAAUCGCAACAAGAAAAAGGAUACAUAGCAUUGUUUAACUCUACGUUGUAUAAUUCGCUGCAGCAAACGCUAAACAUUAUAAUUAAGAAUCAAAUAAAACUGUUGCCCCCAAAAUACAAAAGAAA
This is a messenger RNA of Drosophila novamexicana, 2234 nucleotides long. RefSeq names its product nucleolar GTP-binding protein 2 (gene Ns2). The record is from RefSeq and is a predicted model, not a curated record. Gene Ontology annotation, molecular function: GTP binding. The transcript has 3 exons. Bases 89 to 2137 code for a protein of 682 amino acids. Gene Ontology annotation, cellular component: nucleolus. Lineage: Eukaryota; Metazoa; Arthropoda; Insecta; Diptera; Drosophilidae.